Molecule: messenger RNA, 4024 nt
Organism: Coregonus sp. 'balchen'
Lineage: Eukaryota; Metazoa; Chordata; Actinopteri; Salmoniformes; Salmonidae
Source: the annotation of a GenBank genome assembly
GAGCAAAAUCGAGUGGAUAUUAUCAUAACUCCAGAAAGUGAUUCAGACAUUUUGUCUUUGAAAAGAGUCAUACAACUGAAGGUAAGACUACAAAUAAUGUUGGAGACGUUGCGCCUAUUAUAUGCAAUGCUUUUGCUGUUGGCACUUGUUCUAGAGAGUGGUGACGGUAUAGGUUAAUCAUAUACGUCUCGUGCGCUUUUACGCAAGCAUUCUAAUUUUCAUGCGAUGCAUCUGCAUUGGAUGGGAUUUGGCUUGACAAGGAGAUCGAUUGAUAUAAGCAUAUGUCUCCCUCUCUCAUUGUAGCAGCUAUGCCGUGCGUCCAGGCUCAGUACGGAUCGUCACCUCAAGGAGCCAGUCCCGCUUCGCAGCAGAGCGCAAGCAGCUUCCACGCCGCUGGAGAGCACCACAGCCACAACUGUGACUUCCUAACGCCCGAGUUUGUCAAGUUUAGCAUGGACCUGACCAACACAGAAAUCACAUCAGCCAAUACCACCAAUCUUCCAAAUGUCGGUGCUUUCGUGGACAGCUACUGUAACAAUUCCAGCUAUGACGUCAAGCCCCCUUGUCUAUUCCAAAUGCCCCAUCCGGGGGAGCAGUCAUGCAUCAAAGUUGAGGACAUCCCCAUGUACCACCAGCAGAGUCACCACCACCAGCCGCAUCAGUCCGAUGAGAUGGUCACUCCCCCUGGGUCUGUUUACUACAAACCCCCCUCUCCACACACACAGACCUUCCAGAGUCCACCCAGCCACUCGUGGGAUGAUUCUGGAUCUCUGUACAGUUUUCACCAGGACUACUUGGCGGUGGCGCACAGGAUGGACCAGCGGAAAAAUGCCAUAUCCAGAUUCUCCUUGUUUUCUUUCAAGCAUCCCCAAAACGGUAGUCCUUUGUCGACGUGCCAGAUGAGAUUUGAUGGGUCCCUCCAGGUGUCUGUGAACCCGGAUACCUCAGGCAGGUAUCAUGGCUUGGAGAGCCAGAGCAUCUUUGGUUCCAGCGCCCUAAGGAAACAGCACAGGGUGGGUUCCCCCUAUUCGUUCCAGCUCGGUCACGGACAUCACUAUAUGGAUAACCAAGCACCGUCACCUCCUAGCCAAGGAUCACCCACCAACACGGAUGCUUUAUGCGCCGUGUGUGGGGACAGUGCAGCCUGUCAGCACUACGGCGUGCGCACCUGCGAGGGCUGUAAGGGAUUCUUCAAGGUGUGUUUCAUGAAAUAUCUGCGGGGAUUGUUAUACAUUUAGAACUAACGGUCAACUAACAUGCCUUAUAAAUGUAUUGUAAUAUUUAGGCUACUGAUUCAUUGGGUUGUUUGUUGGCUCCUGAUACAAUGCUUAAUCUGGAAACCUCUUCGUCAUGGCAACUAAUUAAAAUCCCUUCAAAAUCAAGAACCUUCAUCUCCUUGCCUUGCCAAUAGAGGACUGGGAGAGGGUAGAGGGUCCCCAGGGAACUUCAUAUUAUGAGUGGCCACGGAACUAUAUUUACCCACUGUCUGCCUCGUCCGCUGCUAUGAUGCAUUACGCAGCUGGGAGAGAAUGGGGCAGACUGCAACGCCAUGGCUAUUCAUUUCCCAUUGUCAAUAUCCGUGGCAAAAGUAUUUUAAUGGCCAUCUUUGUUCAAUGUAUCAAAGCUUCAGGUGGCAACGCAUCAAAUGGCAAUUAAUGUGUCCUCCUCUGUGUUUCUUCGCAGCGCACUGUCCAGAAAAAUGCCAAGUAUGUGUGUUUAGCUGGGAAAAACUGUGCAGUUGACAAACGCCGGAGAAACAGGUGCCAAUACUGCCGUUUCCAAAAGUGCCUUGUAAUGGGAAUGGUCAAAGAAGGUAAGGUUUGUUUUACUUCUUAUAACGCACAACUUUACGCAUCUCCUUUAAAUGUAUUUGCACAUUAUUUUUAAGCAGAAAGCGUGUAGUACGAUAUGUUUUUCAAAGCAUAAUAGUAAUUAUUAAACAAAACAACUUAAUUUAUAUUCUUCAUUAUUCAGUCGUCAGGACUGCCAGUUUAAAGGGUCGACGGGGCCGGUUACCCUCCAAACAUAAAAUUCAAGACCCUUUGCCACCUGUCAGCAUCCUUAGCGCGCUAGUGAGGGCCCAUGUGGACUCCAACCCGUCCUUGUCUCGACUGGACUACUCCCGAGUAAGUACGAGCCUCGGUCAUGCAAUCCCCAUCACUUUACGCACUAGUUCAUUAAUAAAAUAAGUCAUAAAAUACACUGUUGAGCAUUGAGUUCAACUUAACAUCACCUUCUAGUUCCAGAAUAAUCAUGACAGCCAAAUCACCGGAGAUGACACGCAACACGUACAGCAGUUCUACGACGUCCUGACCGUCUCCAUGGAGAUUAUCCGCGAUUGGGCGCAAAAGAUCCCAGGUUUUACCGAUCUGCCGAGACCGGACCAAGAUCUCCUUUUCGAAUCAGCCUUCCUGGAACUCUUCGUUCUGCGUUUGGCUUACAGGUAUCUUAUACAAUAGCAUAUCAAAAAGUGCACCAACAUAAAUUGUCAUUUUACGCACAACAAUUACACGCGUAUCCAUUUGAUCUUAUUGCCAAGUCGGUAUCCGAAUCCUAAUCAUGCGAUGCUAUCAUAUUACAGGUCCAACCCUGAGGAAGGGAAGCUCAUUUUCUGCAACGGAUUGGUUUUGCAUAGGCUUCAGUGUAGGCGCGGCUUUGGAGAGUGGAUUGACACCAUAGUGGAGUUCUCUGCAAACCUUCAAAGCAUGAAUAUAGACGUUGCAACAUUCUCCUGCAUAUGCGCCCUUGCCACAGUAACAGGUAGGUUAAUAAAACCAUAUGUUCUGAAUGUAUGCGCCUAAUGCCAUUGGGUUACGUUUUGAAACGAAUUGCACCCUGUCAUUGUUACAGAGAGACAUGGGCUGAAGGAGCCCAGGAAAGUAGAGGAACUUCAGAACAAGAUGGUGAACUGUUUGAAAGACAAAGUGACUUUUAACGAUGGAAGUGUCAGUCGACCAAAUCACUUGUCAAAACUCUUGGGAAAGCUGCCUGAACUUCGCACGCUUUGUACACAAGGUCUGCAGAGGAUAUUCUACUUGAAACUGGAAGACUUGGUCCCGCCACCUGCGAUAAUAGACAAGCUUUUCCUCGAUACUUUGCCCUUUUAGGUGCCAUGUCAGAUAUGCGAGGUUAGGCGAGGUUAAUAUGGCCAUUUUUGAGUUCCCUAUAUCACGCAUUAUGCAUUUUCUCUCCAUUUGUUUUUCACUGUUUUUGUACCUACCUCUUCAUAAGAGCACUUGAUCAUGUUUAUAGGCCUACAUGUCUGCAUUGCCAGACGAAAAAAAGAGACAACACAACAUUUAAGAUGUAUUUAAUUUAAACAGAAUAAAGAGUUAGACAAUAUCACAAUAUCGUCGACUUCUGAAGAACAUGGAUGUCUUCAACUAUUUGGUCUUGCUUUGAAUUGUGAGUAUAUUAAUUUGAUAACUAACUUUUUUCGAUAACUAUGUUGUUGUAUGUUGACACUGGAUAAUGUAUAUGGAACAUAUAUGCCUGAACGUAUACAGAUUGAUUUUUUAUCAAAUAAUUUAUGGGAGAUGUUUUAUGUAGGGAUAUUUAUUGUCUUGUCACACCUGGACUGUGGUACUAUUGCAUUUGAAUUAAUAACGUAUACUGCUAAAUAAUCUAACGUUUGUAAAUGUGUUCGUCAUUUUAUUUGGUCGGGGGCUUACAAUGUCAGAUUUUUCCAUGCAAAAUAAAAUUCAUGCCGUUUAUUACACAUUUAAAUGAAACAUUAUUUAUGAUGGCAAUUUAUAAGGAUUUCUGACUUUAUUUUAGUUGCUGAAAUAUCGUCAUAAAUCAUCAAACACGAUAACGGGAAAUAUGUUGUUAAAUAGUAGCCUACUAAAUAGUUUCACAUUUUUCUUGUCCACAGAUUUGUCUGACAAUCAUUGAUUGAUUAUGGACUAGUGUAACAGAUGUGAUUCAAAUAUUUGUCAUCAUAUGGUCAGAGGAUACAUAACCAGACCUAAUGUAAAAUGUUAACUAUUCCCAACAUAAAUUCUCAAAUAAAUAACAUUUCUCC